UGUAUUUUAGGAAGCAGAAUCAGACAGUGUGAAUUCCCCGUCAUGGAGCUGAGUACUGCACUGUUGCUGGGCCUCCUCCUCUUGGCUUUGUUAUGGAAGAAAUUCUCCCGACCAAAGGAUUUCCCUCCUGGGCCUCUAGCAUUGCCUGUACUGGGUAAUAUACUGCAAAUGGACUUUUAUAAUCCUUUAAAGACCCUGAGAGAGUUAUCCAAGGUGUACGGCCCAGUGUACAGCAUUUAUUUGGGAUUUACCCCGGCUGUGGUCAUCCAAGGGUUCAAAGACCUCAAAGAAGUUCUGGUGAACAAGGGAAUAGAUUUUGCAGACAGACCUCAAAAUAGAGUAUUGGAAGCAAUUUCUGGUAUCCGAGGUCUGGUGGCUACACCCUAUGGACGAGCAUGGAAAGAACACAGACGCUUUACCAUGUCCACACUGCGUAACUUUGGCCUGGGCAAAAAUUCAAUGGAGGAGAGGAUUCGUGAAGAGGGUGUAUACCUAAUUGAUGAGUUUAGGAAGAAUCAAGAUACACUGGUUGACCCCCAUAUUGUUGUUGACAAUGCUGUAGCCAAUAUUAUCUGUUCCAAUUUGAUUGGGAGACGCUUUGACUAUGAUGAUGACACAAUCCGAGAUAUUCUUAAUGCUGUCCAUGAAAAUAUGAAGAUAGUCACUGGAUUUUGGGCUCAGCUCUAUAAUGCAUUUGGAUUUGUGAAAUAUCUUCCAUUGCCACAUCAGAAGAUAUUCAGAAAUCUUAAGACAAUCUUCGCAUUCUUUGGUAAGGUUUUAGAAGAACACAGGAGAACCAGAGUGCCCGGAGAACCCAGAGAUUACAUAGACUGCUAUCUAGAAGAACUUGAUAUGGAACAUGAAGAUGGUCACAAGUCAGCCUUUGAUGCUGAGAACCUCUUAGCAUGUGUGAGAGAUCUCUUUAUGGCUGGGACAGAAACUACCUCUGCCAGUGUAGAAUGGAGUCUGCUUUAUAUGAUGACCUAUCCCGACAUUCAGGAGAAAUGUCGGGAAGAAAUAGAUAAUAUUCGAGGAGACAGAGACCAUCUUGCUUAUGAUGACAGAGUAAAGAUGCCGUACACACAGGCCAUUCUGCAAGAAGUCCUGCGCUUUGCCUCAGUUUCGGCAAUAGGAGUUGCUCAUGCACCCAUUAAAGAUGUUCAUCUGAAUGGAUAUUCUAUACCAAAGGGAACACUCAUCAUUACAGAUUUAUCAUCAGCACACUAUGAUGAAAAAUAUUGGAAGUAUCCAAAUGAAUUCAAUCCAGAGAAUUUCCUGAAUGAGGAUGGAGAACUAGUGAAAGUCGAAUCUUUCCUUCCUUUCUCUGCAGGUCCCCGGGUUUGUCCUGGAGAGAAUCUGGCCCGGAUGGAGAUCUUCCUCUAUUUCACUACUCUGAUGAGACACUUUGAAUUCCACUGGCCGGACCCCAUGUCUCCUCCGGAUCUCACCCCAAUUUUUGGAAUCUCACAGAAACCAAAGCCUUUCAAAAUGAGGCUGGUACCACGCACAUAGAACUGGCCAUAUAAACUCGGAGUACUCAAAAGUGCACAUAAACAAUACCCAAUUAUCAUUCCAAUUAAUAAAAACGAUGUUGUUUUAUUUA
This is a messenger RNA of Rana temporaria (common frog), 1603 nucleotides long. Its product is annotated as cytochrome P450 2J6-like. Gene Ontology annotation, biological process: xenobiotic metabolic process. NCBI's taxonomy places the organism in Eukaryota, Metazoa, Chordata, Amphibia, Anura, Ranidae. The record is from RefSeq and is a predicted model, not a curated record. The coding region runs from base 43 to 1512 and encodes 489 amino acids. Gene Ontology annotation, molecular function: iron ion binding; oxidoreductase activity, acting on paired donors, with incorporation or reduction of molecular oxygen, reduced flavin or flavoprotein as one donor, and incorporation of one atom of oxygen; heme binding. Gene Ontology annotation, cellular component: intracellular membrane-bounded organelle; cytoplasm. The transcript has 9 exons.